UUGGAGCAUUUCUAUAUUUGCUUUCAGAUAGUUCUCUCCAGCGAUGACGAAAACGAUAGGUCAACUGGCUCCAGACAUUCAAGGCGAACAACUCCCCUGCGCUCAGGUCAAGGGAAUUAUUCUUCUUCAUCACAAGAUACCGUCACAACGAACGACAUUGCCUGGUUGACACCAGCGGAACACUCAAAUCAUUCUGAAACACCUCCGCAUAGGUCAAAUUCGUUACUUUAUCGGGAUGGUGCUGAUCUGACGCCGAGUAGCCACCUACCAAACUCUGUCACUGAUGGUAAUUCACGAGCUCAGAGCAAUCAAAGAAAAUCAUCAGAAGAAGUACAAAUUCUGUCGGAUACACCAAAUUCAUCGAAUGGUGUACCACCAUCUUCAGCGGCGCCUAGCAAGCCGAAGUCCCUGUUUGCUCCUGGGUGUGCCAAGAAGUUGCUGCCUAGUGAACCAGUCACUGUGAAAGGCGAAAACAAGCUCCUGGCUGCUCUGUGGCAGGAAAGGCGCAAUCGUCUUGCUGCGAAUGGGAGAGCCUCGAUUGAUCCUUCUUUGUCUACAAGUGCUGUUAACGAGGAACAGAAAGAUGGGAUCACCUCCAUGAAUCCAGGGAAUUUGAAUGGACAAGUCGACAGGUCUACAACAAUGGUGACAUGCACUUGGCCGUCUCGCCGAUGCAAGACGACAGGGCGUAUAACUUCUCAUCGAAAUGAAGCAACUUGA
Cooperia oncophora is the source of this 720-nucleotide messenger RNA. The record is from the annotation of a GenBank genome assembly. NCBI's taxonomy places the organism in Eukaryota, Metazoa, Nematoda, Chromadorea, Rhabditida, Trichostrongylidae.